CGCAAGCGCGUGAUGCUCCACGGAGAGGUUUCAUAACGGGGGGCACCAAGCAUCCCACUGCCCCCAUCCUGGGGGGGUUCUGCUCGCCGCCGCCGUUUGCGCCCCGCGGAGCCUGUUGGCCCCUGGGCUGCGCCUGCUGAGGCUCUUACGUAAAUUGUUGAGAGAGGAAUCCCCUUAAUUCCCAGCGUGCUAAUCCACACAUUUAAUAAUUCCCAUAAAACCCUCAAUUCCGACAGAAAGCAUCUUCUAGUCCGGGUAGAUUAGCAGGGAGCUUUUAUCUUCCUAAUGCUUAAUUGGCUUCGGAGCGUGCGGCCGUCGCACGGGGCUGGCGGUGGCGGCACAGGGUGCUUAUGGUGGCACAAAUACGGCCCUGCACGAUGGCAGAGGGGCUGCUUGGGGAGGGCUGCAGGUCCUCCAGCCCCCCUCGAUCAGAGAUACUGGCUUUGGGAGCGUAGGGGUGAUGAAAGAAUGAAGCUUCCUUGAUGUGUAUCAAAUAAACCCUGGGCUUAAAUCGCCGUCAGAGAUCUUUUGCUGAGGUCUGAGAUCUGAGCUGGAUCAGGGUGCACUGCAAACACCUCCUUCCUCUCCCAAACUAUUUCUGGGGGCUCCUGGCCUCAAGCCACCAGGACAGGAGGUGGUGGUGAUGGACGGAUGCCCUCCUGCUUUCUCCAGCCAUCGUUUCCCCUGUGUGCUGGGGGCUGUGGUGACCCCCCCCCCACGCACAAACCCCUUCCUCCCCUUGCUGCGUCCUGGGGCUCAGCAUCUGCUCAACAUCUGUGCAAAGGGCUCACGUGCCAGCCCACAACCAGGCUCCAAAAUGUGGGGAUCCCCCAGGGAAGGAUCACACAGGAUGGGAGGGAGUGGGGCUCAGCCCAGCGUAAGGCUGUGAUCGAUGGAAGGACCCAGAAGAGCCCCUUGAUGCUCAGGAUCAGAGCAGCAAGUGCCCAGUGGUGGAGAGCUUUGCUUCCCCGGCAAAGCCAAGAAGCAGCUUGUAAUUCAGGCUGCACGAGGGCUUUUUAUAAAGCGAACGCUGGGAUGUCUGCUUUUAAUCUGCUUUAAUAUAGAAGCACAUCUGCUUCUGUCAGGGUGGGGAGGGAGAGGAGAGGACCGUGGGGACACUUUGCCCAGGUCCCAGCACGGAUGGGGCAAAGCCUGGCCUCACUGCUGGAUAUCCCAGUGUGUAGAAUGGGGACAGGUGGUGGGGGGCUUUGAGGAGAUGCUGGCCCUCUCUUGCCGGCAGAGCUGGAGGCGGUGGAGGAGACAGCUUGUAGGUAGGCGGGAGCUGCCGGUGCCAGGAGCUGGUGCUGAGCGUGACUGCAGAGCACUGCCAAAAAUCCACAGUGUAGGCUCAGCCCGAAGUCCUGGAGGUGGCUCCAUCCCUCCUGGGUACCCACGGUCUCCCCCCUCCCUGUCCCCACGCUCACCCACACGCGGCAGUGGGAUGCAGGACUGGUACGUGCCCACGAGCAUCCCUCUGGAGCCAGAUCCAUCCUGGUCCGCUCCAGUCCUGCUGCUGUAACUGUUGUGAUCUUUUCGUAGGCAUCUGGGCCGAGGCGCGUUUUAAGGCGGACAAUGAGGUUUUGCAGAUGCUGGCGGGGAACUCCUCGCAGAGUCUGUUGGAGCAUUGUUCCGAGCUCCUGUUCGGCCAGGUGCGGGCGCAGCCCCAGCAAGUGUCUGGUGUCCUGGGGGGCUCGGUGCUGCUCUCCCCGGUGCUGCCCCCUGGCAGCAGAGUGAAGGAGAUCGAGUGGAGCUUCUCCUCUGGUGCCGGUGCCACCAUCCAGGUGGCUGAAUUUGGCCCAGGGGGCUUCGAGCGCCCUGACCCCCAGGACCGUUUCAAGCAGCGCCUGGAAAUGCCCAACGCCACAGCGCUGAGGAUCGGGGCCCUGGAGCUGGGAGACAGCGGGGUCUAUGGGGCACGGAUCAAACUGCACCCGGCGCUGGUGGAGGACCAAUCCUUCAACCUCUCUGUCUACGAGUCGGUGCCGAGACCCCGGACCCACAGCCAACUGCUGGCCAGCACCCUGGAGUGGUGCAACCUGACCUUGCAGUGUCAGGGCACUGGCAAAGGGGCCGUCAACGUCACCUGGAGGAGGGACAACGGCCGACAGGAGCUGGGCACCGACCGCUCACAGCUGUCCCCGGAUGGCACCACGCUGCGCCUGGCCCUGCAGCCUGGCACCGCCAAUGCCACCUACACGUGCACUGUCAGCAACCCUGCUGACCAGAAGGUCGUCCCUUUCGACCUGCAGAGCAUCUGCCGCAGUGGAGGAGGACAGGUGUCCUUCUCCAAGUCGGGGUACAUCGUCCUCACCCUCAUCCUGCUGGCUGUCAGCCUUGGCGGAGCCUUCUGGUGCUGGCGGCUCAACAGCGAGAAGUCAGCAGAUCCAGCUGCCACCCCCACAGCACCGGCAGAGGAGAGCCCCCCAGAACCUCAAUACACCGAGAUCGUGCACCGCAGCCCCCCGGAAGGUAAUGACCAGGGCCUACGUCCACCUGAAAACAACCCAGAGCCGACCUCGACAGAGAAAGCACCGGGCAGCACCGUGUAUGAACAGAUCCACCAGGAGCCAGAGGACACGGCCGAGGAGGUGACAUAGGCCCUCAGGCGCCGACAGCGCUGGAGCAUCAGGAUGUAACUGAAGGGCUGUAACGUGCAUUGUGUGCCAAACCCGACCCCUCUCCAGCCCCUGGUUUGGCUUCAGGGAUGGAGGUGCCAUCUCUGGGUACAGCCAACCGGAUGCUUCCCCACCCACCUCUGGUUUGUCCAACCCUCUGUCCGAAGCCAUCGUGGCCCCUCUGGGGACAUGGAGAUGAGCGGCGACGAUGAGGCUGAGUCCCUCCUCUGGCACAGGGCUGGGAUGUGGCUCCAUCACCCACACAGCUGGGGGUCCCAGCCCCAUUUCUGCCAGCUGAGAGAGUGGGCUGCCCUGGAGCAAGAAGAGAGGAACCAAAAUCUUUAUUUUUUGGGGGUGGAGGGAGGAAUUGGGGUCAAGUGGAGGCAAAGUUGGGUGGACGGGGGCAGAUCCAUGCACUGCAGAUCCAGGAUGGCACCACCUUGGGCAGCUUGCUCCCUCACCCCCACUGCUCCCAACCCCCUCUCCUGAGGUUGGGCAGACCCUGGUUGUGACAUCUCCAGGGCCAUGUGAGGGGACCAAUGCCUGUGGGAGAUGUGCCCGCUCUUCCCCCACCCCAUAGCCAUUCCUGUGUCGCCUAUGUGCUGCCAUUAAUGGGGGGGGGGAGAGGGAGGGGGGAAGUUUCACUUGUGUGUGUCCAGCACCUACUACUGUCAUGGGCCCCGUGCUCGGCCCGACCUCCCCACGUCGUAAAAACAGCAAAUAAAUCUUGGUG
This is a messenger RNA of Centrocercus urophasianus (Greater sage-grouse), 3348 nucleotides long. RefSeq names its product SLAM family member 8-like. Lineage: Eukaryota; Metazoa; Chordata; Aves; Galliformes; Phasianidae. The transcript is spliced from 7 exons. Bases 1587 to 2597 code for a protein of 336 amino acids. The record is from RefSeq and is a predicted model, not a curated record.